AUGCAGUCAACCAGCCAGCACACCGAGUCUACAUUCGCCGGCUGGCCUGCACAGACCACUGGUCAAACCGACAGCAGCACGACGCAGCCGCCCACUUCCACCAGCAAAACCGGGGCAACACAGCCACCCGCCUUCACCAGCGAGCCCGCUCGACCAACCACCCUGCAACCCAGCGCGCUGACCGUCAACCUGCCUGCUCCACCGUCAACCUCUAGUCACGCCACUACCGCAACCAGCAACAUGGCCAACUUACCGGCUCCAGCCAUCAGCUACACCUGCACCGAGCUGCUACAGGGUCACCACAUUCCCAGCUAUACCUGGGUCUUGCUUCUAAAAGCGCAACUACAAGACGACGCCGCCGCCUGGUGGAGAGACUACGGAGAAUUCGUCACCACCUGGGAACAGUUCCGUGACCGACUUCAGCCAGUGGAGCGAUUCAUCCGUCAGAAGCUCCAACUACAGCAGCGCUUAGGAACCAACCUGGCUGAAGACGAGGUGAUCGCCCUGCUCAUCGGUCAGCUGAGUUCCAAGCUUCGCACCCUAGUUCGAGCUGCUCAUCCCACGAACUAUGAAGAGCUGAUCAUGAUCACCAACGACCUGGAAACCGACCUCAACAGUCAACCAAAAUAUAAGCCGCCUCAACCUACGGCACCUGCAUGGCCACCCCAUCGAGAGCCGCCGCCGAGGUUCAACUACAACCAGCUUCCUCAGUGUCAUUACUGCCCGGCCAAGCAUUUUCAUCGCGACUGCCCAGAACUCGCGAAGAAACGGCAGGGAAACGGUGAUACUGGAGAGACUCGGACUCCACCCCUCCAGCACGGAAAGUAG
Nilaparvata lugens (brown planthopper) is the source of this 828-nucleotide messenger RNA. RefSeq names its product activity-regulated cytoskeleton-associated protein-like. The coding region runs from base 1 to 828 and encodes 275 amino acids. The record is from RefSeq and is a predicted model, not a curated record. The transcript is spliced from 3 exons. NCBI's taxonomy places the organism in Eukaryota, Metazoa, Arthropoda, Insecta, Hemiptera, Delphacidae.